This is a messenger RNA of Schistocerca piceifrons (Central American locust), 1315 nucleotides long. RefSeq names its product haloacid dehalogenase-like hydrolase domain-containing protein 2. Gene Ontology annotation, molecular function: phosphatase activity. The coding region runs from base 290 to 988 and encodes 232 amino acids. Lineage: Eukaryota; Metazoa; Arthropoda; Insecta; Orthoptera; Acrididae. The record is from RefSeq and is a predicted model, not a curated record. Gene Ontology annotation, biological process: dephosphorylation. The transcript has 5 exons.
UCAUAGAUAAGUGGAUUAUUUAUGGCGAAGACAAUAAUUAGCAAAAUGGGGAAACGAGUGAGAUUAGUAUUAAUCGAUCUUAGUGGCACUUUACAUAUAGAAGAUGAGCCCACUCCGGGAGCUGUGGACGCUCUGAAGAGAAUCAAUCUUAAGCAACAGGCAGCUUUACUCCCUCUUGACUCCACUAUAAGGGCUGAUCAUGAGAAACCUUACUCACAACAGAACAGUAUUUUCAUCAACGUCCAUGCCACACCAUCUCUAUACUGGCGGAUAGGAGCUUUACUGGCGCAUGACAAUAAGGUUGCAACAGAGCAGUUUAUCAUUGCGCUUCGUCACAAACACAACCAAGGAGUCGCGGGCACGUCUCCACGCCCGGCUCACGAAGAUCGGGUUCACAGUCCGGCCCGAGGAUAUCCUGUCCAGCCUGUGGGCGGCCAGAGAACUGGUGGAGCGGCGGGGACUGCGGCCGCUGCUGCUACUGGACGCGCAGGCCGAGGAGGACUUCACGGGGCUCGGUGCAUCUGGGGAGGACGAAGCGGACUCCGUUCUGGUCGGCCUGGCGCCAGACAAGUUCAAUUACAAGGAGCUCAACACAGCAUUCAGAGUGUUAAACAAAGGAGGGCCACUGAUUGCUAUCCACCAGGGACGCUACUACAAACGCAGUGACGGCUUAGCUCUGGGUCCUGGGCCUUUCGUGAAGGGCUUGGAGUAUGCAACGAACGUCAAACCCGAAGUAGUCGGAAAGCCGACCGAGCUGUUCUUCCGAACGGCACUGGGAGGAGUUUCUGCUGAUGAAGCGGUCAUGAUCGGUGACGAUGUCCGAGACGAUAUUGACGGUGCCCAGCAAGUCGGUAUUCGUGGCUACCUCGUGCAGACGGGAAAAUACCGCCCUGGAGACGAGACGACUAUAAACCCACCACCACAUUCUGUAGUGCCCAGUUUUGCAGAAGCUGUCGAGAAGAUUCUGGCUGAUGCUGCUGCUUCUUAGCCACCUGAGAAACUGAAGACACGUCUCAAAUGCGUAACCUAUAAUUGCGUCUCAGGUGCAUCACUAUUGACGCAGUUCAGUGGAUAUGAUGAUACCGUAAGUAGUGGAAGAUUGGUGUUAAGUGUGAUAUACCAGUGAUUUUUGCUACAAGAAAUAAAUGCAAAUGAGUGGAAGCACACGUGCUCUAUUUUACCUGACACUCAGUACUGAAUGUCUGGAUAAUGUUGUAUAUUCAUCCUGUAGCAGAACUGUUAUGUUGCCAAUGAAAACAUACUAUUUCUUAAAAGCAAUGUGUUAGUAAGAAAUAUACAGAUUAUAUUCUCUAAA